CAAGAAUUACAAAAAAAAUUAAAUUUGGUGAAAAAAAAAUUUUGAAAUAAAAGAUUUAAGGCGAGAAAACAACGAGCAAACAUCUCAACUCCCGUUGUCUGGUCCAAAACUAAUCUAGAAAAGAAACUUAAAAGUCUUUUAGGACCAAACAUUCUUCCAAGUAAACUCCUUUCAUUGUUGCCCGAUCGACAAAGAUAAAUUUGCAAAAAUUGUUCGCCUCAAACAAGUCGCCCACGGCCACAACCACUACAGAAUGCAUCUAACAACAACGACCAACACCGUCGUCGCCAAUAAUGCGGGCGCGACACAGAAUAGCAGCAACAACAAUGCAAAUAAUUCCAGUUCAAAUAAUAAUGGCGGUAGCAACAAUAAUGCGGCUACAAACGGCAACAACAACAAUUCCAAUGAACAAAAUACACCGCCAACCGCCGCACAGCUGCUAAAUGAAGCCUACACAAAGAUGACUUCGGAUAUAUUGGCGGAACGAACAUUAGGCGACUUCCUUACCGAACAUCCGGGCGAGUUGAUACGCACCAGCAGUCCGCUUUUUGUGUGUACGGUACUGCCGCCGCAUUGGCGCUCAAAUAAGACGCUGCCGGUCGCCUUCAAGGUGGUCUCGUUGGGCGAUAUUAUGGACGGUACUAUGGUGACGGUACGCGCUGGGAAUGAUGAGAAUUACUGUGCUGAGUUGCGGAAUUGCACGGCUGUAAUGAAGAAUCAGGUGGCGAAAUUUAAUGAUCUGAGAUUCGUGGGACGGAGUGGUAGAGGGAAAAGUUUCACACUCACAAUAACGGUAUCGACAAAUCCGCCACAUAUCGCCACCUACAACAAAGCGAUCAAAGUGACUGUGGAUGGACCGCGUGAGCCGCGCUCAAAGACCAGACAACAACAACAGUUCCACUUCGCAUUCGGACAACGACCGUUCCAUUUCUCAGCCGAUCCUUUGUCGGGAUUCCGCAUGCCACCAAUUGGAAAUUGUCAGAGCGCAGGCAACACACACUGGGGCUACGGCUCAGCAUCAGCAUACUCGCCAUAUUUGGCAGGCAGUGGCCUAUCCUCCUGCACAACACCCACAUCGGCACAAUUCAACAAUCCAGCUUUGGGCUUUACCUGCUCCUCCAAUGAUCAGUCAAACAAUCAGGACUUUACAGGCGGCACAAAUCGAGAUUGUGUACCAAUGCUGCCCGACUCCACGGCCACCGACUUGGAUCAGCACUUGAGCAAUCUAGUUGGCUCUACCACCGGACAAAUGACACAUCACAGCCUGCUCGGCUCGAGCGGUCAAUCGGCCAUUUCUUCGACCGUCAAUGGCGGCGUGGGAACCAACUCCAUUCUCGUGCCACGCUAUCAUCACGCCAACACCAACAAUGACUACAAUGUGCACUCCAGCCAGAAUGGACCGCGUAGUUUGAGUGACUCCUCUCAAGCCGAAUCGCCCGUACAGGAAGACCUGCUCACUACGAAUACACCAAAUUUGGGGGGUGGCGGCGGUGUCAGCGGCGGUGGUGGCGGUGCCAAUGGUACGAACAACGGCAACGGCAGUGCCAAUGGCAGCAGCGGCGCCGGUGGUGGCAGCGGUAGCAACUCAGCGGCGGCAAAUAAUUCACUUGUCGGCGCGAGUCAAAAUUUUCCCGGCCUGGUGAAUCAAACACAGAACCCCACACACUACGGCAGCGGUAGUGGUGCGGGUGUCGGUGUGGGUGUGGGAGUUGGUGUAGGUGGUGGUGGCGCAGGCAGCACAGGAGCCGGUUGCAAUGGCUCACUCUAUCCCGUAUUGCCGGCAAGUUUGCUCUACUCACAACUCUACACAGCGGCCAAUCAGACACAUGGCUUUCACUCGCAUGCGCUAACACCAUCACACGCCUCACCCAACUCAUCGGUGCAUGGCGCUGAACUGCAAAGUGUUAUGGAUCACAUUAACAAUGUGGGUGUUGGGGUGGGUGUGCGACAGCAGCAUAACAUUAUGACAGGUGGCGGCGUAACACAUCCGGGUGAUUUAACGCUGAUCGGCAAUUGUGGCGCCUCAGUGCGUAAUAUUGAAGACGGCAGUAAUACGCAGCGGCAGGUUGCAGCCUUGGCGGCACACCGUGGACACCACACACCCACCGAUAAUGGGGGUAGCGUGUGGCGGCCAUAUUGAGGUCAGGUGCUCUGGUGCGGCUCGGCCGUCCUAUAGUGUUACGAGAACCUGGAGAGCGAGC
Messenger RNA from Ceratitis capitata (Mediterranean fruit fly), 2201 nucleotides. RefSeq names its product runt-related transcription factor 3 (gene RunxA). The record is from RefSeq and is a predicted model, not a curated record. Bases 254 to 2140 code for a protein of 628 amino acids. Gene Ontology annotation, cellular component: nucleus. NCBI's taxonomy places the organism in Eukaryota, Metazoa, Arthropoda, Insecta, Diptera, Tephritidae. Gene Ontology annotation, molecular function: RNA polymerase II cis-regulatory region sequence-specific DNA binding; DNA-binding transcription factor activity, RNA polymerase II-specific; ATP binding. Gene Ontology annotation, biological process: regulation of DNA-templated transcription. The transcript is spliced from 6 exons.